This is a messenger RNA of Rhopilema esculentum, 3625 nucleotides long. Its product is annotated as ATP-dependent (S)-NAD(P)H-hydrate dehydratase. NCBI's taxonomy places the organism in Eukaryota, Metazoa, Cnidaria, Scyphozoa, Rhizostomeae, Rhizostomatidae. Gene Ontology annotation, biological process: metabolite repair. The record is from RefSeq and is a predicted model, not a curated record. Gene Ontology annotation, molecular function: ATP-dependent NAD(P)H-hydrate dehydratase activity.
UACUCCUCAAAGGGAGCACAGGACAGGGAAAACAGAGGUACAAAACGGCAGGGGAGAAAGCAGGGUUUACUUUUACUGUAAAUGUAUGUCAGGUUUCAAUUGUUUAGGUCGUUUCAGCAACCAGCUAGAAGCUUGGUAUCAAAGAUGGCUACAGACGUAAAAAUGAUUCAACUGACAGCCCGGCAGCACAUUAAAGAUAUCAUACCUGAAAUGACAUUUGGAAUGCACAAAGGGCAGGCUGGUAGAAUCGCUGUAAUCGGAGGAUGCAAAGAGUACACUGGUGCACCAUAUUUUGCCGCAUUUACUGCCAUGAGACUUGGAGUGGAUCUUUCUCAUGUCUUUUGUACUGAGGCAGCUGGAACACCUAUCAAAACAUAUAGUCCAGACUUGAUUGUUCAUCCUAUAUUGGACGCAUCUGAUGCUGUGGAUCAGGUAAAGUAUUGGCUACCAAGAUUACAUGCUGUUGUUAUUGGCCCUGGGCUAGGGAGAGAUGAGCAAAUUUUUCAAAAUGUCAAGGGAAUUCUCAACUCUAUUAAGGAACAGAAGAAGCCUGUUGUUAUAGAUGGGGAUGGUCUGUUUUUGAUAACACAAGAGCCUGAUUUAGUGGCCAACUAUAAAGAAGCUAUUCUCACUCCUAAUCUGAUUGAAUUCGAGAGGCUUUUUCAAGCUGUGUUCAAUAAAAAGGUUGAUGCGAAUCGCAAGACUGAAGAGCUCGUUUCCCUUAGCCGGAGUCUAGGUGGUGUAACUCUUGUUGGUAAAGGAGAAAUUGAUAUAAUCACAGAUGGAGAAUAUGUUGUCAAAGUGACUGAAAAAGGAAGCCCUAGAAGAUGUGGUGGACAAGGAGAUAUACUGGCUGGGGCAGUAGGCACGUUCAUUCAUUGGGCCUCUACAAGAAAAAGCAUACCUGCACCUGCAGCAGUGUCCGGAGCGUUUGCUGCUUGCUCCCUGGUUAAAUAUCUGAACAAGUUCACGUAUGAUAAAUUUCAAGUUGAAAGGCCAGGGGAUACCGGUAGAUCCAUGGUUACAGGAGAUAUGAUAGAAAAUAUCGCAACAUCGCUUUAUCUGCUUACAAAAUGAUGUAUGACAUGUAGUAAUAAAUUAUUUUUCUAGCAAGUAACACGCAAUUGUAGAUAUACAAAUCAUGAUAAACACGAAAUUUCUUAUUCUUAUGAUGGCAAUAACACUCUUGCAUACAAUUACUAUGAUACCUUAAUAGAACUGCCUAUGUUCUCUAACUUCAAUCUGCAUGUUUUACUUAUUUAAUGCAAAAACCAGCCCUACGUUGUUUAUAGGUGCAUUGUGUUUCUUUCUAAAACAAACUGGAUAAUGCUUCGUGAUAGCCAAUAACACAUUCCCUAUAUUAACACAGUCAUUAGCAGCAAUGCUUUGUUCUUCCUAUGUCCUAGCAGAACCCAUAUUUCAUAAUACUGAAAGAGCAAGAAAAUCUAACGAUGUGGUACAAUAAAGACCACGGAAAUACACAUAUAUGAGAGUUUCAUUUAGCACAGAUUCAGCAAAAUGAGAGAUAGCACAGAUUCAUGUUAUCGUCAGUGUCCUUGUUAUCAUCCACGGUACCUGUAAUGAUUGUCCACUGUCCCUGUUAUCACCAACUGUCUCUGUUAUCGUCUAUUGUCCUUGUUAUCUUCUGAUGUCCCUAUUAUCGUCUAAUGUCCUUGUAACCGUCUACUACUCCAGUUUUUAUCUACUGUUCCUAUAAUCGCCCACUGUCCCUGUUAUCGCACUGUCCUGUUGUCAGCGACUGUCCCUGUUGUCAUCCAGUGUCCCGGUCAUUGCACCCUCUCCUGUUAUAAUUCACUGUCUUUUUGGCAACUGUUCAUCUGGGUUGUCUCUGUAAUCUUCUGUCUUUGCUUUUUUUGCAUCGUCGUCAUUUUUGCUAUGAUCCCUUUUUUCAUCAUGUCUGCCGUCAUUACGUUCAUUAUUUGCCCUCAUCUUCAUUGUGGCUCUCAUCCUUUACUUGCCUUUGGGUACUGCGUACUGUUGUUGCUUUAUUCACUUGUUAUAAAAAGCUGUUAGUUUCUCUUUCAACACACUUGACAUGCACAUACUUAACUUUAGAUUCCAUCAUCGUAAUUUGGAUGGUUCAAAGAACACGUCUUGCGAUUAAUUGAGAAACUGUUCACUUCUAAUGAUAUAACGCCGAUUUAUACAAGCCAACCCAAAUAACCAUGUCAACCAGCUAGCAGCUUUCGUCCAGAGCCAAUGUCUUGCUUCUGUGUAGCCAAGUUGUAACUGGUGUAUCAGUUUUUUCCAUAGGGACCUUUCCGACCCUCAGCCUGUCUGCCUAUGACACAAACAAAAAUCAUCUAUGAACAUGACCUUCAGUUUACUUUUGAAUGCGCUGGCUACGCGUUGGUGUUUGUAUGAAAAGUGAAAGUUCUUUAACAUGUUUUUAUUGUAAUUUGAAAGAGAAAGAAAGAAAUUUAUCAACAAAGUGGUUGAGUUGACAAAAGUGCGGAAACUCUGUUCUUGUUAGAGUAAAUGAAAUGUCAUUAACUACUGAAGUUUGUAUGAAACUUAGUAAUGUCUUUUUCUUAGAAGCUGAGAAAGAACCUAAUUAUUUAAAAGUACUCCAUAUUUCUGUCGUUUUUCUAUAAGAAUGUUGCUUUACAGAAUUACCGAAUUUUCCUGGAAAUGUAAAUGUGCUGAUGUCAACGUUAUUUCUGUCGUUUUUCUAUUAGAAUGUUGCUUUACAGAAUUACCGAAUUUUCCUGGAAAUGUAAAUGUGCUGAUGUCAACGAGGAAUCAUUUACAGGACUUUAAUCAUCCUACCCACCAUUUUACCGGACUACGAGUAUCCGGUCCAUAAAAAUGUGAAGAAAUCGUAUGGAAAAUUGUCGGCAUUAUCGAUAAUAUGGCGGGAGCGCAUUUCUUGCUUUUCUUUGCGGGAAAUGGCCGCCUGGAAGUUCAAGGCAUUGAUAAUUCAAUCAAAGAUUAAACUCUUUCUUUAAAAAACAAUUUUAUGAGAAAAUGCCUUAAAAUGGGUCAAAAGUAAGAGCAAAUUAAGAACAAACUGAGGCUGUGCUACUGUGUAAAAUGUGAUUUUGAAUAAUGUUUCAUCUCAAAAACUAGAUUUUGCCAUCUAGGGGUUCUUUUUUAGUAAAAUUUCAAAUCUUUCCCCUAAUAAAGGAUGUCUCACUCACUUUGUUUUCACAAGGUGCCUGAAAACCUCCCUAGAACGCGAAAGCUAGCGAUUGCAGUGGUUAAACGCUAAAAAUUUAAGAAACAAAUAAAGGAAAAGUCCAGCCUCAAAUUUUUGAAAAAUGAAGAACCUUACUGGUAUUUUUAAAAAAGUGUAUAAUUUGUGAUUUUUGCUUAAGAAACUAACUUUUGCAACACUCAUCUUGUAGAAUUAUCCUUGUUUCUUCCGUUUUUCGUAUAAAUUCAAUUAUCCGGAAUUUUCGGAUUAUCCGAACGCAUCUUGAAAUCCCGUGCCCAGAGAAGUCCGGAUAAUCGAUUAUGUACUGUAUUGGUAAUUUUUCUUUAAUAAACAACCAGUAUUUUGAAAAUUUUUUCAGAUAAUUCAAUCCUGUUUUUCAAAUUCUCCAAAUUUCUUUAGUCACACUGACAUGAAAUGAUGUAAUCACCAUUCACUCUUGUUUUCUUG